AUGACUGACCAUGCCAGCCUGAAUGUGUGUCCGACUUGUUCGAAAUCGUACAAGCGACCGGAACAUUUGCGUCGCCAUCAAAUCUCGCACCGCACGGAGCGCCCAUACCAGUGCGAGCUUUGCAGUAGCCGAUUCCAGAGGUCCGAUGUGCUUAAGAGACAUCUCAAGACAUGCGACAGUAUUGCCGACUCCGCCACAUCGGAUCCAUCGGAUCCAUCGGAGCCUAGGCCUAAGAGGCUUGAGUUGUCAAAUAACAACCCAGCACGCAAUAUUGAUGCCUCCUUGCCGAACUCCCACGGAGCGGGGCAUGAACUUCUGGCGGCGGCGGAUGGUCACAGCCAAUCAGUCGAGUACAUUGGCGACGAUUCUUUCGAGCAUUUAAGCGGAUGGAUAUCUUGCGGCCUGUCGGGUAGUCAGUGGGAAGGCCCAACUGAUGGCUGGCAGGCGUUCCUGAACUUGACUUCAGGAACACAAACCCCUCACUCAGGCAUAGACCCUGGCGAACCAGGUAAGGACAUUGGUUCCUUGAGUUUCCUCGGGACUUUCACAAGCACGACUGGUUUGGUGUCCUCAUUCGACUGCGGAACAAUCGAACAAAGGCGACGGGUCAACACCCAUAUUCGGAAUGAAACGGCAGUACCUAGUUUGGGCUGUUCGUCGACCAAUGCGCUGUCGAGAGGCUCGUCUAAUACUAGUGGUGCCUUCGUUGAUGAGGCAACAUGGUGCGAAAUCAACACAGAAUCUACUGUUGAGACGACCCUUAGUCGGUGGCUCUCGGAUCCCUUGUCUUUCAAGUGCCACGAAAUCAUCACUUACAUCAGGAACAUUGUGCUACACAAGUCGAAGAACAGCUGCGUUACUCUAACCUGGUCACCCACAGUACACGAAACCUGUGCUCAGUUCUUCUCUCCGUCCAAUAUUCGGCGAUAUACACAGCUGUAUUGGGCGAUAUGGCACCCGAACGUGAACAUCGUGCACAAGCCGACGUUCGACACGGUGUCGUCGAAACCGGCGCUCCUCGCCGCCAUGUGUCUGAUGGGAGCGUGCGUUUCGCCCGAGCGAAAUGAUCAGGAGAAUUCCAAGCGGUGGUUCAACUGUGUGGAGGAAAUGGUCUUCGAAGACGACGAUUUCUGCGACGAUGCGCCGGCUCCUGUCUGUCGCGAGACCGGCGAGGCCAAGCGGCCCCUCGGAAAGCUUAGAGCUCUCCAGGCAGCCUAUAUAGUGUGUCUCUAUCAGAACUGGGAAGGAUCGAAUUCGAGUAAGCGUCGAAUCCGCCGGCAUCGUUUCAGUACCAUCAUCGCCGUGGCAAGAGACAUUGGCAUUCACAAUGCCAGACAUCCAGAUUACGGUCGCAUGGACCUGUAUGACUUCUCGUUCGCCAACUUCGUAAUGACCGAAGAGUUGAUCCGCGUGUUCCUGUGGGUGUUUCUGCUCGACACCGCCUUCGUUAUCUUCAACAACCUGCCGCCGCGGAUGGUGAUCAGGGAAAUGAAAAUGAGUACAGCCUGUCCUGAAGCAUGUUUCCAGGCCAUGACAGCUGAGGGAUGCUUCAAUACCAUACAGCGCGAGAACAGAACCAACGGACUGCGGUCCACGGUCGCGUCUGAUUUUAGUGCAGCCUUUGAGCUACUCUACACAACCGACAUAGACGAUGCCCUGAGCAUCGCAAUUGCCAACCUCGGACCGCUCAACCUCUUCGCCAUGACCUCUGCACUGCAUUCUCUGAUAUUCCACUAUCAAAGCUCCUUCAGCUGUCAGGGUUCGCUAUAUCCGAUCCAAAAUGCCCUCAAGGCUUGGGGAAAGGUGUGGCAUGUCUAUGCGACUCGGUCAUCCCUUGACCCCUGCCACUCCACCGUAACAUCCGACAUGGACCUUCUUACGCCCAGUGACAUGUGGAAGCGCGUGGGGUUCGUGCGACAUGCAGACGAGUACUGCCACCUCGCCGACCUCAUGGUACAAAGACUUUCUGCGCUACUCGCGGACGGCACAGAAACCAUCAUCAACGCCGCGGGACAAGCGCGGAGUGGCUCGACCGUCUCAGGGAAUAUUGAGUCUAUCAGCCCUCUGCUCGACAAGUAUGACGAGACUAGCAUGCAACAGGUGAAUAAACUGAUCUCGGACUUUGUCAAAGUUCGAAUACAUUGA
Molecule: messenger RNA, 2145 nt
Organism: Exophiala oligosperma
Lineage: Eukaryota; Fungi; Ascomycota; Eurotiomycetes; Chaetothyriales; Herpotrichiellaceae
Exons: 1
Coding region: 1-2145 (714 amino acids)
Biological process (GO): regulation of transcription by RNA polymerase II; DNA-templated transcription
Cellular component (GO): chromatin
Molecular function (GO): RNA polymerase II cis-regulatory region sequence-specific DNA binding; zinc ion binding; DNA-binding transcription factor activity, RNA polymerase II-specific
Source: RefSeq, a predicted model, not a curated record